This is a messenger RNA of Ectocarpus siliculosus, 2676 nucleotides long. Lineage: Eukaryota; Phaeophyceae; Ectocarpales; Ectocarpaceae. The record is from the annotation of a GenBank genome assembly.
AUGGAAGGGGAUCAGGAUGACGAGCCUUACCCGCAAGCAGUGGUGCUGUCGCAGACAUGCUGGGAGUACAAAACGCUCCUCGAUCAAGAAUCGGCACCGCAGCAGAGGAGGCAGCCGCAGCACGGCAAGAGAAAGGAGGCCCGAAAGUCGAUAGAACUAGGAACACCCGCCGAACGACGAUGGGCGAAGAAGGCCAAGACAAGCGCGUCAUCUGGUGUGAGAGAGCCGCGAUGUGCUGGAACGGCACCCCUCGCGACCCUUCGUCGGGCGGGCAAGGGUGAGAGCAGCAAGGACGUUGGGUCCUGGGACGUAUUCGUGCUUGUGCUGCAGGCUAGCGGCCUUCAGCAGGUCACCUCCAAGAGAGGUUCCGAGGUUGAUUUCGGCACGCUGCUCGUCGCAGACCAAAGCCUCUCUUUUUUCCGGUUGACGCUGUGGGGGAGAACGGCUAGGGCAGGCGGGAGGCUGGUCCGGGCAGGAGAUCUCGUCCGUUUCAACGGGGUCGGCGUGAGCUCGUUUCGAGGCACCGUCCAGGCGUGCUCCACCCGAAGCACCAGCUUCCGAGUCGUUUGGCGAGGCGACGCCUUCACCACCCCGCAAGAAGCCCCGAGCACCACCAUGCUGCCCCAGGGGCGGCCGCCCCCCGCCAGCGAGCGCUCCGCGCUCUCACAAGGCGGCGACCUCUCCGUGUCGCGAGAAGCGGCCUGCGCCCUGGCCGCCUGGGCGAAGACCGAGUUCCCUUCCGUCACGUCACCCGAGCCCCCCCGUGGCGGCGGCGGCAGCGGCGGCGGCGGCGGCGGCGGGCAAGACCUGUGGAACCGACACGCCACCGCCGCCGGGGUUCUGCCGUCGGUGGAGGAGGCGGAAGGUGCAGGUGCCGAUGCUGGCGCUGGUGCUGGUGCUGGCGAUGCUGCUUUUCGGCCCGGGUCGCUGGGCGCCGUGAGGAACGGGGUGGAGACCACCGUGCGAGCUUGCGUGGUUGAGGUUUCCGAGGUGGAGCGGCUGUGGAUAUGGAAGUACGCGGGAGGAAAACGUAGGAAAGACCUCGUCUCGAGAGCUACCGCGCUGCUCACCGACGGCCGGCACGAGAUGACGCUGCAGCUCUGGGGCGACAUGGCCUCCGACGAAACCAUCGACAGCUUGAGGGGAAGAGUCAUCACCGCCGGCAAGAACGGCGUCUCGGCUCGAGACGGGGCGAUGGAACGACCCGCGGUUUUCGAGUUCACCCGCCUGCAGCCGUCGUUCAGCUUCUCGUGCGAGGCUCUGGUCCUCAACGGUAAGAGCGGCACCGCGACACACAUGGACCGCGGUUCGGCGGAAGCGGUUUCCGUGUCAACAGCAGUGCUGGCCUCUGCUGCUGCUGCUGCUGCUGCCGGCGAGGGAGACGAGAGAGCUUCGGUGUCGCUUGCCAAGGCGAAGAGCUCGUGCGCGGGAGCCCCGUCAUUCCUCGCCCAAGGGGCCGGGGCACCGGCAUCCGCUCGGAGGUUCGAGUCCGUCGCCGCGCUAAUGAGCGCCGACGGCUUUUCCGGGGCGGGGUACCUCGCCAACGUCGUCAUCCGGAAAGUUUGCGCCCCGUGGCUGUCGGCUGCGGGGCCCCCCGGUGAGCACGGCCGCACCGCGAGUCUACCGUCUCUCGGUAGUGUUGCCCCGCCUGUGGUUAUUUACUUCGGCGACCCUGAUGAACCGGUCCCAGCGGCGGCGGCUGGCGAUGCUCGAUCGGCGGGAGUUGAGGCCGUCCUGGGAGUGACGGCGGACGGCGGGGCUUUGCACGAGCUGUUGGGCGGCGUUCCCCUCGACCUCCUCGCUGUCGGAAGCGGAAGCAGUAGCCGUGGGGGGAUGGCUGGCGACGUCGGUAGGAGAGUGGUGCAGUGUCUGCUCGAUGGGUUGGAGGUCGGGGGUCGCCGAGGGGAGCGUGUAGACGUAGCACUGGCUUGCUCGGCGUCUGCAGACGAAAACGGCAGGCUCAUUCCCGGGGGGAGCUCGUACCGCCUCAUAAGCCUCCUCCCUAGAUACGAGUCGGUCCCGGGGCCUGAUUCUUGAGAAUCGGGGCGGGGAAUGGCGGGGGCCCGGGCGUGUAUGUAUAUCAUGGUAGUCUACGUGGCGUGGCACGCUGUCGGUGCUACCAAAGCCGGGACACAUCUUGGUGUCCAGAGAGAUGUAUGUUAUGUAGCGCGUUUGAGCUACAAGUAUCACGCGCUUUUAAGAGUUGGUGUCGGCGACGCCGUGAAGGUAAAGAUAACGGUGUGAUAUCUUCGGUGUUGAUCAUUACUGCUCGCCGAGCGCGGAAGGUCGUAAGUAAGGCGUGCUACGGUGUGGCGUGCUGGGUCGAUUCCAUGUUGCCUUUUUUUACCCCAAGCUUCGAGUUUCUGUGUCCUCCAUCUAUUUAACGAUCGCUUCUGAACUUGAAUUCUGUCCACCUGCCCUACGCGCCGGAUUCCUCUCGCCCAGAGACCAAUAUUUCGUCAAAUGUUCAACACUUGCGCCCAGCUGAAAAGCACAACACUUCCGAUUUAGACAUGACUUUUGGUAAGCGUACACUCUGACUUGUUGCAAGAGGUUUUCAGCUUGUUAUCCGCUCGUCUUUCGUGUUUCCGCUUAGAACGGCGGAAUCGCACACGAGCAAUACGAAUGCCAGAAGGUAGUGAGCAGAGAUCGGAACGGUUUUGAGGGUGUGCAGAC